UUCGCUUCCGCCUUCUUUGCCGAGCCAAGUUGUUGUUCUUCAUUAACAUGGCCAUGGCGGGAGCUACCGGUGCCAAUGAGUUGCAGAGGGAGCUGGUCUGUGCAAUUUGCCUGGACUUCUUUGACGACCCAGUCAUUUUGAAAUGCGGUCACAAUUUCUGUAGAUUUUGCAUACUGAUGCAUUGGGAAGAGAACGGCGGCGAGGACGUGGGUUAUCAGUGUCCGGAGUGCCGACAGAUAUUUGGAAAAAUAAGUUUCACGAAGAACUACCUGGUUAAGAACUUGGUAGAUAAAUUAAGUGAACUGGAUUGCUUGCGACAAUGCAAGCCUCAGAAGCCAGCUGAACAGAUCAAACCAGAGACCAGAUGUGAGCGACAUCACGAAGAGCUCAAACUGUUUUGCCACACUGACCGGAAGCCCAUUUGUGUCGUGUGCCGGGAGUCAAGAGCCCACAGGCACCAUGACGUGUCUCCCAUUCCUGAGGUGAUCGAAGACAUGAAGGCAGACCUGAGGAUGAGGCUCAUCAAGCUGAAUUUUCACAGGACGCUGUGCGCCCAGGUGAUAGCGGCAGAUGAGCGAUCAAAGACCAAUGUCAAGCUUAAGAAACAGGAGCUGAAGGAGAAGAUUGAGAACGAGGUGGGGGAGCUGGUUCAGUUCCUGUUGGAUGAGAAGGAUGAGCUUCUGGCCAGCCUGGAUACAGAGGAGUACACAUAUGUCUCCGUGAUCGACGAGAACCUGAAGGAGGUGGAGCGCGAGAUGGCGACUGUGGACGUGGCUAUCUCAGACAUCCAGCGCAGCCUCUCAGAUAGCAGCAGCUUUGAGGGCAUUUCCCAUACUACUUCAAGGCCUCAUCAAGCGCUUCCGAUACAAUCUACCGACUUCUUGCCGAACUGGGAGGAGUUCAAAGGUCCCCUUCAGCUCAUCCUGUGGAAGAAGAUGAUUCACGUGCUAAAAACAGGUCCUUCCAACCUCACCCUGGACACAGACACCGCCCACCCCAACCUUGUGAUCAGCGGCCACGACACCGCGGUGGAAGAGGCACGGAGCCGGUCCCAGGAGCCAGACCUGCCACAGAAGUUCACCCGCUUCUUCGGCGUCCUGUCCACGGCCGAGUUCUCUUCCGGGCAGCACUACUGGGAGGUGGACGUCCGUGACAAGGGGGUCUGGUACCUGGGGGUCACCACCAAGUACAGCAACCGCAAGGGUUUCGUGAACCUGUCCCCCUCGGCCGGCUACUGGAGCCUGUGCCUGCAGGACCGGCUGUAUGCCAAUGAGGAAGAUGCCCGCCUGCCCAUUGCUGAAUACUGGAACACGCCACGAGUGGGCGUCUACCUUGACUACGACGGAGGCCGGGUGUCCUUCUACGACGCCGUCACCAUGAAGCGUGUUUACACCUUCGACGCGUACUUUGAUGACCCCGUCUGUCCGUUCUUCAGCCCCGGGAAGAACAACCCUGGGAGCAGGAUGCAUAUCUGCCAUUAUUACUAAAACCUGCAGAUGCCAGACUUAAAAAGGAACUGCGGCAUCAAGACUGUAAAAAGGGACAUAAAAUAUUUUUAGCUACCCUGCCCAUGUGUUAACCCUUCUAGUGCAAACUUUUGUGACGGUGACCUGUUUUUUUUUUGCAAGUAGAUUAAUUUUUAGUAGCUGAUAAUGUGCAGUAAAAUGAUGGUAAAUGAAAUCUUAUUAAAUGCAUUGUAGAAUCUAGAUGUGUAUUUGAACUUAUCAUUUUUUUGUCUAAUCACGACAUUCAUUAAUGGAGUCUGACUGAAGGUGGUUUUUUCAUUUCUGAGAAAGUUGCGGUUGAACUUGCUACUUUUAACUGAUUUCAGGAAAAGUGUCUUUCUGCUUGCGUUUGUGUGUCAUUUUUGGUUAUUUAACGUUGUAUUUUAUUAUUUUAAAUCAAGGAUUCCAAGCUUUUUCUGGAUCCUCUGGAUAAGCAUUCUCAACAAAUGAGUGCAAGCAUUGCAGCUGAACUAGGGGCUUUGGGGUGCAUUCUGGUCACUCUACCAUAGUUAUUUGGGCGUGAUGUUCCAGUUCUUUAAAAAAUGAAAUCGGGCACAGCACUGUCUGGCUGUCGUCCUUCUGAAUAGUGUACAUGCUUUAUAUGUGUGCCGGUAGCUUUAAGACCUCAUAAGCGAAAGUGAUGCUAGUUGUUGUUGUUAUUCUUGCUAUUGUUGCUAUAGUGCAAUUGAUAUUAGGUCAUUUCAGUCAAGUGUAGCAGAUCUACGAGUUUUUAUGAGAUUUAAAUUUUAAACAAAGCUCGUUUUCAAGAGCAGGUUAUAUUUUUAUGCGCUGUGCGUAGCCCUCUUCGGAUUUUUUUAACAUGUCAAAGUCGGAUAUUUCUGUCAACACGAUACAUUUAUCGCCCGAGUGCAGAUUAGCCACCUUAACCUCCCUCAAAGGUAGAAGUGUUGGUGUUGUUUUUUUUUCCCUUUGUUUUUAACCCAUGAACUUGCUGUUUUUUUUUUUUUUUUUAAGUUUUGUAGUCAUUAGCUAUAUCUGACAUUUCAGAUUGUCUGUAAUGAACUGUCAAAAUCUCUGUAAAAUAAAAUGUAACUGUAAUUAA
Paramormyrops kingsleyae is the source of this 2568-nucleotide messenger RNA. It is a transcript of the gene trim47, whose product is annotated as tripartite motif containing 47. Gene Ontology annotation, molecular function: protein binding; zinc ion binding. The record is from RefSeq and is a predicted model, not a curated record. NCBI's taxonomy places the organism in Eukaryota, Metazoa, Chordata, Actinopteri, Osteoglossiformes, Mormyridae.